Neospora caninum is the source of this 573-nucleotide messenger RNA. RefSeq lists its product as uncharacterized. Bases 1 to 573 code for a protein of 190 amino acids. NCBI's taxonomy places the organism in Eukaryota, Apicomplexa, Conoidasida, Eucoccidiorida, Sarcocystidae. The record is from RefSeq and is a predicted model, not a curated record. The transcript has 2 exons.
AUGGUGCGUGUGAGCGCUAUUGUUGGGGUUGCAGCCUCGGUGGUUCUCUCCCUUUCUUCCGGCGUGUACGCGGCCGAGGGAGCGGAAAAACCCUUGGGAGGCGAAGGUCAAGCGCCUACCUUGUUGUCAAUGCUAGGUGGCGGGCGCGCGGGAAGGGGGUUGUCAGUCGGACAAUCAGUAGACCUUGACCUGAUGGGCAGACGCUACCGAGUGACCAGAUCCGAGGGUGCGCCAGAUGUGCUCGAGAUCUCCGUUCUGGACGCGGAUGGGAAGGCUUCUCACAUCGGCUUUGUAAGCAUUCCGGAAGUGAUGGACACCGUGGCGCGCAUGCAGAAGGACGAGGGAAUUUUCCUUGAUGCGUUAAGUAAAGGAGAAACAGUAAAGGAGGCGAUCGAGGAUGUUGCUGCAGCGGAAGGUCUUUCUCCCGAGCAGACUGAAAACCUGGAGGAAACGGUGGCCGCUGUAGCGACUCUUGUUCGUGACGAGAUGGAAGUUCUUAAAGAUCAGGAGAAGCUAGAAGAGGAUGCAGAAAAGCUUGCGGGAGAUUUAGAAGCUCUUCAAGGGCAACAUUAA